AUGGUGUCACUAGACAAAGAGGAGGUCAAUGAACGAAUGACCGAAAUGGAUACGGACGGAGAUAAAUUGGUUUCGUGGGAUGAGUACGUGGCGGACUCGUUCCCCGAACAAGAUAUCAAGAAACUCGACCCAGAUGAUAGGAAAUUGAUGGAUGAAGAUGCGUUGUACUUCAAAGCCGCGGAUGUGGAUGGUGACGGCAAGCUCAACGAGGAAGAGCUAAGUGCUUUUCUCAAUCCAGAGAACUACAAGCACAUGCACAAGAUACUUGUUGAUGUAACAAUGAAAGAAAAAGAUACAAAUAAGGAUGGCGCUAUAAAUCUGAAUGAGUUUCUUGGCGAAAUGGCUGACAAUUCACAGAGCGAAUGGCAUAAGGUGGAGUCAGACAGGACAGCAGCUGGAACCGCUUUUCAUGACUUCCUUCAGUGGUGUGAGAAAAAAUCUCAAGUGGUCGGAGGAGAAAAAGAUAUUUUGAAAUAG
Strongylus vulgaris is the source of this 477-nucleotide messenger RNA. NCBI's taxonomy places the organism in Eukaryota, Metazoa, Nematoda, Chromadorea, Rhabditida, Strongylidae. The record is from the annotation of a GenBank genome assembly.